AGCAGUUUUUAGAGAUAGCAGCGGUCACUCAUGACUUGCCUUGGUCAUUCAUGUUUAUUGUUUAGAGUGAACGCGUCUGGUGAUGCCUGAAAAAUUUAUUGACGCACACGUCGACGUAAUAAACACAUGACUAUAUGGGUAGUGCUCAGAGAAGAGGGGAGACUAGUUGGAACCAUGUCGUCCCGAUCCUUCCGACCCUGUGUGAAUUUAUGUCGGAACAUUAUCCGGGCAGUUUAGAUCAAAUGCAAAAAUGGAUAGAAGUUGGUUUUCCUUCAAACGGAAGUUUGAGCGAGAAUCAAUUAAAACAGUUGGAGGUGCAACUGAGGGAGAUGGAGAUGAGCGCGACGGCUCAGCAUGCAGCCUUAUCAAAGAAAAAGCAGAAGAAUGUGAUAUUUAAGGCAGACUGGGAAGCCUUUGGAAUGUGGGAAUUUGAGUCAAAAAAAAGGGAGAGACAGAGAUUGAAAGCAUUUAAUUCGCUAAAAUCCAAAAAGCCGACAAAGAAUGUUAACAAGUGUCAUUGCAUUCACCCAAAUACUGUGUAUUCUUGUCUUUCUGAGGUACUGAGAGAAUCGGUGGCUCCAGACCUGGAUUCCGCCCCCCCCUUUCCUCCUCUUCCUCAGUCAAAUGCAGCACACGCUUCAGCAAACAUGAGAAGUGGACAGCAGCCAGACUCAAUCACCAACGAGACGACCUCCUCACCGGCCGUGACCCGCCUACAGUCUCAACAGGGGAGGGUCAUGUUGCAGGAAGAGAGGGGGGCUACAGCUCUCAUGCCGAUGAAAGAAGUGGUGGGGGCAGAAGGCCUGAUGCAGGUUUUAGGACCCGAGUCAGAUGCAGAUAUAAAUGAAGCAAUGAUUCAUGUCUGCAAUCCAAAAAACGAUCUCACUAAAUGGGAGACUGAUCUUAGGCAAUUUGUCAGACAAUAUCGUCCCACCAUGUUACAAUUACGGCGGUUGAUGGGCAAGGUGCUGAAACAUGAUUAUCACAAAAUUCGGAAUGUUUUCAACAUUGCAAGAAUGACUUUCCACCUGAGUGAGCCACUCUACGAGGAUCCCGAAAAUGUGGAUUUUCGAAAUGCUGUUGAUGUCCUCAUUGCAACCGUAAAAGAAACGUUCCCUUUGAAACUAAACCUUUCCGAUAUCACCUCUUUGUCACAAGGGCCACAAGAGACAUGCAGUUUCUGUCUGUCACGCCUGACGACAGCCCUUGACACUCAAUGCAGCUUCACCGGACACAGUCCAAGAGGGACACAGACUCUGGAACAAUGCAAAGACCAUCUGGAAGAGCGUUUCGUGAGCGGGACGAGACCAAAACUCCGGCAGAUGGUGAGAAAAUCAUAUGUUCCACUAACAGAUGUCCUAAAGCACGCUGAACAUGCUAAGGCGGAGUUGCACAGAAAAGAGAUGCUUGCAACGAUCAACACACUUGCAAGACAAAUACGGAAUAUUCCUCCAUGGCAACUUGGGAGGACAAGAGGUCGAGGCAGAGGCAGAAUGGAUCUGACCUUGGAAAGAUAUGAUUCAAGUGUGUGCUACAACUGCGGAGGGCAUGGACACUGGCGAACAGAGUGUCCGGAGCCCAAAAAGGAAGACCCACUUUUUACACGGCUGAGCGGAGGGAGGCGGGGGAGGGGCGGAUCCCAGAGACGGACAACCCUCUCCAGGACAAACAAGUAAGGCACACUACACAAAAGGGAAACAAAAGAAGCAAACAUUAACAUUGAUUUUCUAACUAUCCUUUAAAGAUGUUUUGACUCAGAAGCUUAAAUCUCAUUUGUAAAAUUGAAAUUCCCAUUAUUUUAGGCUAUAAGAAAUAGCUCAAAACCACUCUGUAGCGAAAAGAGUGAAAAACUAAUAUUAGACCAUGGAGCUUCAGUUGCUCAUGAUCUUUUCACAUUGCAUACAGUACUUCAGCAGAAGAUUACAUGCCAUUAUUACAUUGUCAUGUAAGCAUAGGAAGUAUUGGUGAGAGAGGGCUGCUGUUGUGUCUGUCUGUGUGUCUCCCUCCGUCUCAGGAAAUGUUCCUUGCAGCUGCCCUGCAUAUAUCACUGACAGACUAUCGCACUGGGAAGGGCGAGGAUCUGGGUCCAUGUUUUGCAAUGCGUCUCGGCCUUUCAAAAGAAACAACGACCGGGUGCUGAGAAACCUAGGGACUAGCGCUAUUGCACUUCACACACAGGUGAAAUCUACACUUCCCUCACCAGCCACUGCGGUCCAGCAUCACCUGAAACCAGGAGACUGGGUGCUCAUCAAGGAUCACAGGAGGAAGCACGGGAAGCAGACACAUUACACGGGUCCCUUCCAAGUACCCCGACAACGGAGACGGUGAUGAGAGUGGAAGGAGAACAACGUAGGUCUACGCCAGCCACUGCAAACACAUCCCAGAUCCAGAAGGAGAAGGAGCAGCUGCUACAGAUCCGGACUGAGGGGAAGGGUGAGAAAAGCGAGCGCCUUCCUCCAUCAAGUAGCAUGCCAAGCUACCAACAAGCGCACCCUUAGCAGUGAAGUAACCGAACACCUCACUUAUUUUGUGUGGCUGGGGAGAAACCCGAGUUUCUCAAACUGCAAAGCUGUCAUACAGAAAUCAGUGUGGUAGGAGGUGAACUCAUGUGAAAAGGUGACGCCACCCAAGGAACAGUGAUGGAAGAAAGAUCUCCAGCAUCACGACACUCCUUUGAGGAGCACGGGUGCAGCCAGAGCAAAAGCAUCCACUAACUGCUCUCUCUGACCACGACAGCAAGGAUACUGUUCCUGAACUUUGAAAUUCAAUUACAAGACAUAAACGGCAAAGAUACCAGCCCGUUUCAUCUCACGAAGAAGUGGCAGGAAUUGCCCAACAGGACGAUGUGUUCCCUCUCCUCAAUAGAUUGAUUGAUAUGUUAAUAUGGACAAACAACUUCGUCAAAUAAUAUGUGAGUGGUGUUAAGUGGUCGACCAGCAGGUCAGUAAAGCACAGCCAAAACCAGCACCUAUUGGAAACAUGUACUUUUAAGCCCAACACAGUAUCUAUUCGAUUAGAAAAUAGGUAUACAGAGCAUACCUUGAGUAAAUAAAUUCAAAGUCAAGCAUUCAUCUUGGACUAAAAGCAGAAUUGUAUUAAAUCUUUAACUAAGACCAGACCUAGAGGUGAAGAUUCACCAAACCAAAACCAUCCAUUCUGAUCCAUUCUUUGACUAAUGUCAGCUGUCGUGUUAAUUUCUACGUGUUAGAGGAUAACUACUUGAGAAUAGUGUGUAACUAAACAAGAUCAGUACAUAGUGGGUAUUAGUAGACAAAAACCAUACUUUGCACUCAGAGGUUAAUGAUGUAAUGUCUUGAAAUCUUUGUGACUCUACACCACGGAUGUUUGCUCUAAGAAUGUUUAACAUUGUGUUACUAUUUUUUCAGUUUAAAUUGUCAAAUAUGACAAAAAGAGAGGAUUGUUGGAGUAGAAAAUGUGUUUUAGAAGUUCUCUCUCUCCUGGAAUGUGUUAAACAGUUGUCCCUCCUGAAUGUCUAUGGAGGAUAAUCUAAUCCUGUGUGGGGUCAUGUGAAAAGGUCACAACCCAGGCUCUCAUGGGAAAAGGUCACACCAAGGGGUCUUGAACUGAGCUUGAACCUAGCAGAAUAAACAAGCCUUCGGGGUGUCUCAACUUCCUCUAAUAGGUAACAGAUGGACUUUGGAAUGUGGAUUCUCUCUGAGAUCUAUAAAGGUUGCAGGCUUGCACUGAGACAGCAGCAGUUAUUUCUGACGGCCUUGAGAGAAGGCUCAGGGAUCCUGCUCCAUUCAGCUGAAUGGUUUCAUGACUUGUUUGUUAUUUAGCGUUUGGUAGAUGACUUGUAAACUUGUUACUAUAAUAAAGUGUUAUGGGUCAACCAUG
Molecule: messenger RNA, 3858 nt
Organism: Pseudoliparis swirei
Lineage: Eukaryota; Metazoa; Chordata; Actinopteri; Perciformes; Liparidae
Exons: 2
Coding region: 135-1676 (513 amino acids)
Molecular function (GO): nucleic acid binding; zinc ion binding
Source: RefSeq, a predicted model, not a curated record